Messenger RNA from Linnemannia hyalina, 1992 nucleotides. NCBI's taxonomy places the organism in Eukaryota, Fungi, Mortierellomycota, Mortierellomycetes, Mortierellales, Mortierellaceae. The record is from the annotation of a GenBank genome assembly.
AUGACCCUAGGUUGGUCUCUCACAACCACGGAAUCGUACAUGUAUGACUCCCUCUCCGCCCUGGUCUACUGUAUGGACUACUCUGGACCCGAACUCAAUAUCUGGCGUGAGAUGGGGACUCUCUUCAGUGAUGCUGCCAUCUGGCCUACGAGCGACUUCACGUUCAAGCUACCCGAAUGUGGACCCAGAGUUGGUGCCACGGCUGUCCGGAUGGUUGCUCAGGGCUGGGGUGGGGUCUUCUAUGGUGAAGACGCCUGCGUCUUUUCUGUCGAUCCAAUCGAACCAGAAGCCACUCCAACCAGCACGACCCCAAACUCUUUCAAGAUGCCUCCACCCACGACUACUCUCGGCAAUCCACUUCUCCAACCGACGACAAACACUCUGCCUCCUCCUCCGACCAACACUGCACCUCUUCCUAUCGCCCCAACCAGUCUUCCUACGGAGGGAAUCACCAUGUCUCCUAUCGUGACUCCGAGCACGAACACAGCCUCCACCGCGCCCAGUCCCAAGGUCGGUUCUGGUACCGAGACUUCUUCGUCGGGUGGUACAGGCGACGCAGGGUCAGCUUAUUCACCAGCGGUCCAAACUUCUUUCCCUCCUUUGCCUCCACUCCCGACCUUCCCCAAUGGAGGAGGAAUAUCACCACCUGUCGGACCUACAGCUGAGAAGCAUGAUAGCAGCCAGGCUCUGAAGGCCACGCUACUUUCUGUCGGAGUUUUUGCGUGCUUGGCUGCAGUUGUGGUACCGUUGCUGGUGAUGAAACGGCGACGAAUGAGGAGGAACCGGAAGCUGGCCUCUCGAUCUGAGGAACUGAUCUCUGGAGGCGCAGCGCCGGGGACUGGUGGUGGUGCCGGUGCUGUUAUGAAGGAGAAGAAGCGCCGUUUGGGUCAUAAGCCCAAGGAGGGGUACUUUUACAAGAUGGAGGAUGAGGAGGAGGGUGAUUUUGAUAACGACGACAUGCAGCAGAGCAGUGGAGACUUGGAGAAGCGAUAUGCAGCAUUGGCCAUGACUGCACCUGCAUCUGCAGCUGCAACUGCAUCGGACGACGGCACUACUGAGACCCAGGACAGAUCGAUGGCCGUCGGAGCUGGAGUUGGACAGUUGGAUGCAGUGACUGUGCCGCAGAUGGCACUCCUUGGUGACACGACCACCGCCGCCUCGUCUCACAAGCGCCGAUCGUCCUUGUCAUACAUGGUCACAUCCCACUAUACCAUGUCUUCAUUGGGUGACGGGUCAAGCAUCAAUGGGGAUGAUUCAUCGGUCGUGCGCAAGUACUGGGCUGCUUCCAUGGCCGCAAGAACCGAGCGUCGUCUGGAGGGUCAUUCACCCACACGUGGAUUGGAGGAUGGUAGUGACUCGUACGGAUAUGACGAGGGGUCGAUCUUUGGUGACCAGAGUCGGGAUUCGGAUUCGAGGAUGGCCGAUAUCCUCAGCCUACGGACCACAGGGAGCGUGGAAGGAACUGCGGGCGGUACCAUGGACACAACACGUCACCGUCUCUAUGAGCAAUACCAACAGCAGGAAUCAUACCGUCGGGAUACGCUGAACACGUCGUUUGGAGACGGCACCUCGACCAGGACCAUGACGCUGAGUCUAUCGAGCGCGCAGAGUAGUUAUCCGUUCAGCGAGGAAGAGUUCCUAGAACGGAUGCAUUUUGAGCAGCUGCAGACUCAACUCCAACACGAGUACUAUGCUCGAGAACAACGGGAACAUCACCAGCAGUACCAUCAUCAUAAUGAGACAGAGUCGAUGAUGAGUCGGAGAACGAGCUCUGUGCCCUCUUUGACGUCGACCAACGAUCCCUUCAAGACCUUUGACUCGAACGAGAUUGUCCUCGAUCAGGACCGGGAUCAGGAACAGCAUCUGCAUCAUUCAGAGGAUCCCUUUGCCGACUCGCGUCGGUGUACACCUUCGCCAGAACCAUCACUACGCGUUCCUACGAUGGAUAGGUCAAAUUCUGACCUUGUCGGCUCCUUCCCUCAUUCUCCUUGA